Messenger RNA from Folsomia candida, 3050 nucleotides. RefSeq names its product fizzy-related protein homolog (gene fzr). Gene Ontology annotation, cellular component: anaphase-promoting complex. Bases 347 to 1723 code for a protein of 458 amino acids. Gene Ontology annotation, molecular function: protein binding; anaphase-promoting complex binding; ubiquitin ligase activator activity. Gene Ontology annotation, biological process: positive regulation of anaphase-promoting complex-dependent catabolic process; positive regulation of ubiquitin protein ligase activity; anaphase-promoting complex-dependent catabolic process. The record is from RefSeq and is a predicted model, not a curated record. NCBI's taxonomy places the organism in Eukaryota, Metazoa, Arthropoda, Collembola, Entomobryomorpha, Isotomidae. The transcript is spliced from 8 exons.
ACGUAAGUCUGCGAGCUCAUUGUGAUACUCGCAAUGCUUGCAAUAUUUGUGUGAGAUCAGAUCACCAUCACCAUCAGCAGCAGAAGCAGCGGAGGAGAGCAGUUGGUUGGUGAGUGAGUGCAACAAGAAAACUGAUCAGCAAUUCAGGAAAAUAAAAUUCAGGAAACUUAUAAAAGCACUGUUCAGUCUGGGAGGAAAUUCAGUCGGCGAAGGUGAAAUUUAGUUGAAAAGUGCUGAUUUCGUAAAAUAGUUAGUGUCGAGUUCGGGGCAUGAGCUGCAGUUCCCGUCGUCUUCUUCCUCGUCCUUGUUCUUCGUCUUCUUCUUGGAGGUCAUCGUCAUUGUAAACAUGAAUGUUCCAACGUCCCCACUCAAACCCCGAUAUGGGGAUCGUUUCAUCCCCACGAGGGCAGGAAAUACGUGGAGUCUUACUUAUCCCACUGCUCCAGCCACACCUGUAACCGAGCCUGGUCGUCCCCUCGGCCCAUUCAAGAAACCCCGUGAGUCGAACGAGAACAGCAAGGAUGGUUCCGCAGUGUAUUCUUGCCUUUUAAAAAAUGAAGUAUUGGGCUAUCAGUUUGAAGAUUACAAGGAUGUCACUGAGAAGAAGUUGACCCCAAAUAGGAAAUUGUUUCAUUAUGACACGUCGGAACGAUCCGUGGUCAUAAAUGAGCCAUGGUCACCAUAUUCUCUCUCACCGAUUAGUAACAAAUCAGAAAAGUUGUUACGUUCUCCAAAGAAACCGACGAGAAGGAUUUCUAAAGUUCCGUUCAAGGUUUUGGACGCACCUGAACUGCAAGACGACUUUUAUCUUAACCUGGUGGACUGGUCUUCUCAGAAUGUACUUAGCGUGGGACUGGGUACUUGUGUCUAUUUAUGGUCCGCAUGCACUUCACAGGUCACGAGGUUGUGUGACCUAGCUCAGUCGGAUGACACUGUGACUUCAGUUGCUUGGAAUGAGAGGGGAAGUUUGGUCGCAGUGGGGACUCAGGCCGGAUUGGUCCAAGUCUGGGAUGCCGCGGCAGGGAAACAAGUAACGACAAUACAUGGUCAUACUGCACGUGUUGGAGCAAUCGCAUGGAAUGGUGAUUUGCUGUCGAGUGGAUCUAGGGACCGAUUUAUUAAUCAAAAGGACAUUAGAGCUCCACCAACAAUACAGGAACGGCAACUAGUCGGUCACAGACAGGAGGUUUGUGGUCUCAAGUGGUCACCAGAUAACCAAUUCUUGGCAUCUGGAGGCAACGACAAUCGCCUGUAUGUUUGGAAUUUGCAUUCAACCGCUCCAAUUCAAAAUUAUACUGAGCAUUUAGCAGCAGUUAAAGCAAUUGCAUGGUCACCUCAUCAUCACGGUCUUUUAGCUAGUGGAGGAGGCACGGCGGAUAGAUGCAUUCGCUUUUGGAACACUCUGACUGGACAACCCAUGCAGUGUAUCGACACAGGGUCACAGGUGUGCAAUUUGGCGUGGUCGAAGCAUUCUUCAGAAUUAGUCAGUACACAUGGCUACUCUCAAAACCAAAUAUUAGUCUGGAAAUAUCCUUCACUCCAGCAAGUCGCUAAACUGACUGGGCAUUCCUACCGUGUCUUGUAUUUAGCCAUGUCUCCUGACGGAGAGGCAAUCGUUACCGGAGCUGGCGACGAGACGUUAAGAUUCUGGAAUGUUUUCAGUAAGAACAGGUCGCAAAAGGAGAAUAAGUCAUCACUAAAUCUAUAUAACUGUAUAAGAUAAGGUUGUAGAGGAUAGUUGCUAAUAGUAGUUCUAGUUGAUAAGUGCAUCUAUAAUUAAGAACACCACCACCACCACUGCCAAUCUGGUGAAUUAUUCAGAACAUAAAAAAUGAAACAAGCAGGUACUUACAGAUAACAAGGAAUAAGGAAGCACGUCACAUUAACCACCACGCUUGACCCUAUUCCUCAACUGAUGGGAAAUCCAUAAUUGUUCCCUUAUCAUUGCCAAAAAUCAAAUCUUUAUUUAUUAUUUUGUUGAUAAGUAUAUAGUCAAGCAGAGUAGGGUAACUAUUAAGUAGAUAUUCAAAUCACAGAGUUUUUUGAACAUAUUUUGUCUGGUAGCAAUAUAUAAUAUAUGCAUCAUAAUUAAGAUUUAUAUUCUAUACAAAUAUAUUUGUCGCCACUACUAUGAAGCAUGUUAUGUAAUAUACAGAUACCUGCUAUGUAAACUGUGAAUGUUAUUACCUAUUCUAUUAUUCAUUACUAAAUGUCAUGUUCCGAACACCGCUAAACUCACAAUAUCAUCAUCAUUUAUUAUACAAUAUUAUCGUUAUUGUCGUUGUUUUCUAUAUAGCUUUAUUAAUUUACACACGAUUACGCGACAGAUUUAAACGGGUAGAUUAUUGACGACGCAAUUUUUUCAGUUUCAAAAUUUCCAUAAAUAUCGACUCAUGCUAAUAUUUGUAAAUUUAUACAAUUCCUAUGAAUGCUAAAAGACGAGCUGUAUUACUACGUUACGUCGCAUAACUCACUUAUAUACUUACUGAAUGUUCCCAGUCGCAUUAAUUAAUUAUUUAUUUGUGUUUAAUCAAGUUAAUUGGACAAUCCUCUGUUGAAACGUUAUCUCUUGUUUUAUUUUAAUUGAAAAAACUUCUCCCUGCGUAUUGAAAAUAUUUCAAGAGAAAAAUUAUUAACUAAGAAAGUCGGGCAGUGUGCAAUGCAACGCGGAAUUGAAAAAUUUGCAAAGUUUUAAUUGUCGUUUAGAAACCUGUUUAGAAAAUAACUCGAAAAAUUAGUAGUAAAGAGUAGAAUUAUAUGUGCCGGUUACUUACAAAAUUCUAGUGUAAUCAUCAUUUUUCACAAGAGAAUGAUUUUAAAUUCGUUCCAGGAAUUAGUAUUACUUAUGUAACCAUCAUGAGUCUCUGUUUAAAUUGUUGUUUAGCAUGUACACACCAGUCGUUACUAUUUGCGUGGGUUUGUGAUUUGUGGAAGGAAAACGUUACGAUGAAUUACGAAUUAUAUUUACCACGGUUGGUUGGAGAAAUCAAAAUCAAUGAAUUAAACAAGCAAAAUAAAAAGCGUCGCAAAUAUUGACAUCAUGUACACAA